This is a messenger RNA of Paramecium sonneborni, 254 nucleotides long. NCBI's taxonomy places the organism in Eukaryota, Ciliophora, Oligohymenophorea, Peniculida, Parameciidae. The record is from the annotation of a GenBank genome assembly.
AGAUAAAAGGAAGAAAGUACAAAUACUAGUUAGAAUAAGAAUUUGUGGAAGAUAUAAGGCAUAUGCGAAGGCGACAUCAUUUGAUUACAUAAAAUUAACAGUUUUGAUGCCAAUCUUUCGAUUAUGGCCAAAUAAGUUGAAAUGAAUAUUAACAUAUAGUAUAAAUCCGCCCCUUAAGAUUGUUGGGAUUUUCAUAGACAAAAACAAAGCGAGUUAAUUCAAGAUAAAUUAUUUGCAUGAAUCAUAAUACCAGA